CAUUCCGUGACAUCCAAAUAAUUCUCGCGAGACCAAGACCCAAUUCCCUCAAUCGACCAAUUGAGCGGACCAUGGCUGCUAGAGUGUUGCUACAACGGCGCGCCGCGCCGUUAGCAGCGACGGUUAUGCUGGGAGGAUUCGCCCUGGCACCCCGAACUGCCUACGCUGAAGCUCCCGAGAGCAGCCACUCCAAGAAGCCCAUCUACGACGACCUGGAGCUCCCCGCGACGAGCGGCACUCUCCCUCCUCCGAUUCCCAAGGCCGAGCAGCCUCCCCAGGCCGAAGAACCCAAGUCGCGAGGACCUACCCCUACCGACCGUCUCGCCGUCCAGAUCGGCAAGGCGCGCCUCGCCCUGUACCAGUACGCCGUCGGUGCCGAGGACGCCGUCAACCGGACGAUGGACAAGGCCUUCAACCUCGAGCAGUCCUUCACGGGCACGAUCGCAUCCCUCGCCCCGCCCCGCGAGAGCGGCGAGAAGCUAAUGCCCGGCGCCAUCUACGUCCUGGUCGCCGCCAUGGCCGGCAGCAUCGUCACCCGCAACCGCAGCAUCAUCCUGCGCGCCACGGCGCCCCUAGCCUUUGGUAUCACUGCCGGCUGGACCGUCCUGCCCAUCACCAUGGGCAACGUCUCCAACCUCACCUGGAAGUACGAGCAGCGUUUCCCCGUUAUUGCGCAGGGUCACCUCAAGCUUCGCGAGAGCAUCGAGAACAGCUGGAGGAUGGCGAGGCUCCACAGUGAGAUUGGUGUACGAUAUGUUGAUGAGAAGGUCACGGAUGCCCGGGAAACCGUCGAGGACUGGGUGAAGAAGGGCAAAUAAAGGAAGCGUGGAACUGUACCAUAGAAGCGAACAGAGUCGCUACCAUCGGUUCCUUUUGUAAUUGACAUAUUUCAUCAGCUCGAUGCUUGUCUUCGGAGCGAAACAAAUCAUGGUGAAUGGGC
Colletotrichum scovillei is the source of this 940-nucleotide messenger RNA. RefSeq lists its product as uncharacterized. The coding region runs from base 72 to 818 and encodes 248 amino acids. NCBI's taxonomy places the organism in Eukaryota, Fungi, Ascomycota, Sordariomycetes, Glomerellales, Glomerellaceae. Gene Ontology annotation, cellular component: mitochondrial crista junction; MICOS complex. The transcript is spliced from 3 exons. The record is from RefSeq and is a predicted model, not a curated record. Gene Ontology annotation, biological process: cristae formation.